Molecule: messenger RNA, 1461 nt
Organism: Sclerotinia borealis F-4128
Lineage: Eukaryota; Fungi; Ascomycota; Leotiomycetes; Helotiales; Sclerotiniaceae
Source: the annotation of a GenBank genome assembly
AUGUUCGAAGUUAUCCUUUUCAUCGGCGCUCUAGCCUCUACUCUAGCCUUUGCUUCGGCACAUAUAAUCCGAAUAUGCAGCACGCGCACUAGAGUUACGGCCCCAGUGGUCGUCCCCAUCCAAACCAAGGUAAAGGAAAAGAUCGACAAUAACGAAAAUGUCUCAAAAUAUCAAGCAUUGAGAAAUCUACGAGAUCAACAUGAAGUUGCAGCAGUCAUGUCAAAAUUGAUCGAUGAAGAUGGUGCAGGAGCUUGGCCACCCAAUGCAAAUCAUGAUUCGUGGCCCAUGGCUCUUCGUCCCUACAAGGAAGUUUACUUCCAGCUCAUCCCACUCCUUUCCGCGGCCCCACCUUCGCUAAACGACGAUGUCAAUAAUGAGAGACGCGAGAAAUAUCGAUCUAUUAUGCGGAAGUCGCUGAUGGAACGAAUUAAUAUCCCACAAGUGGUUGCGAUCAUGACUGCUGUAGAAGCAGGGAAUUGGGAUCUCUUCCCGAGGGAUGCAUAUAAUGGGUUUUAUUGCUGCGUUGCCGUUUGCCGCCACGCAUACAGAUGGGCAACCAUUCCCGUCGUCAAGGUGGCUCAAUUAGAGAAGAUCGUGGAAUUUCCUUCAGAGCUCGACGCUCCUUGGCCAUAUCUUCAGCGGAAUUUUGGCGUGGACGCCGAUGCCGGAAACAACACCUCUAACGUCUUGUUAAAUUUUAAUACGAGGGGAGAAAGAAUUUAUAGAAUCAAUGUCGGGAUGUCUGAUUUGAUUAAAUCAUCCGAAGAAGUUUUCUUCCAAAUGUUCUAUGAUCUCGAAGUUGUAGCCUUUCCCAUCUACCACUCAAUGGUCCUCUCAAUCCUAACCUACACCUCCUCUUCUCCAGCCACCUGCCUCCCGCAUCUCCGCACCAUCAACGCUCGUGUCCGCGACCUCUUCCUUGUAUUUUACGAAAACCUCACCAAAUCCCGCGUUUCCCAUUCCGUCUGGCUCUCCUAUAUUCAAGGCUUCCAAGGCUGGGGUGUUGGAAAGAUGGUUGAUGGAGAGUAUGUAAAAUACGAUGGGCUUUCUGGAAAUCAUGUACUGUUUUUCCAAGCAUUGGAUGCGUUUUUGGGAAUGGAUAGGUAUUUGACGGAUGAGAAUAUGAUGAGGUAUAUUCCGAGAAGGCAGAGAGAGCUAUGUCUUGCACUCAAGAAACACAGUUUUGUGAAGGGGGCAAGGGAGAAUGGGCAAACUGUGAUCGAAGAGGAAUUUGGGAAGAUGAUUAAUCAGCUCAAGGUAUUCCGAGCAGCUCACCGCGCACGCGUUAUGUCCUAUCUUCAAGAACCCGCUCCUGAGCGCCUAGUCAUGACAGCCGGUAAAUCCGUGCUCGAAAACUCAGGCACUAAGUGUCUAGAAGAUGCAUUGAAGCCUUUGGAUGACAUGUUGGCAACGCGAUUGAAAGAAACUGCUGAUGUAGGGAACACUAGUGUUGGAGCCUGA